CAGCUUCAAACAAUGACUUUUAACAAAAUUUAGACACGCUUAAUCCUAAAAUCCCUCACUAUCAAUCCCCUUCAAUUUCUACACCAAAAUCCAAGCUGGUGUACUAAUCUUUCAACCAUUUUUUCUCACUCUAUACAUUGUCUCUCUCUUUUUGUAGCAGGUUUUUCUUCAGCCUUAAUCAGAAUUUCUAAAAUUCUCCCUCUGCUUAAGGCCUUCAAACCCCCACCUAUCUCUAGCUCCCUUCCACAAUGGGGAAUUGUUGCUCUCGAGGCAACCCUGCCGAUGCCCCUGACACCAAUGGAAAGGGAGACACCACUCUUGAUAGUGGUAACAAUCCUAGCAGUUCUUCCCUGCAUGAGAGUUCCGCCCAAAACCAACCAAAGCAUGCACAAGCUUCACCCUCUCCAGGAGCCUCCUCCAAGCCUUCCAAGCCUACCCCUAUUGGACCAGUCUUAGGCCGCCCCAUGGAAGAUGUCAAAUCCACCUACAACAUUGGCAAAGAAUUGGGCAGGGGACAGUUUGGAGUUACGCAUUUAUGUACCAACAAGUCAACGGGGGAACAGUUCGCAUGCAAGACAAUUGCGAAGAGGAAACUUGUUAACAAGGAGGAUAUUGAGGAUGUUAGAAGGGAGGUGCAGAUCAUGCACCAUUUGACGGGUCAGCCUAACAUUGUGGAACUCAAGGGAGCUUACGAGGAUAAGCAUUCGGUUCAUUUGGUGAUGGAGCUAUGUGCUGGAGGAGAGCUGUUUGAUAGGAUCAUUGCUAAGGGCCAUUACACCGAGCGUGCAGCUGCUUCUUUGCUGAGGAUAAUUGUUCAGAUUGUGCACACAUGCCAUUCUAUGGGGGUUAUCCACAGGGAUCUCAAGCCUGAGAAUUUCCUGUUGUUGAACAAGGAGGAAAAUUCCCCUCUCAAAGCCACAGAUUUUGGUCUAUCAGUCUUUUACAAGCCAGGUGACGUAUUUAAAGAUAUCGUUGGUAGCGCAUAUUAUAUUGCACCUGAAGUCUUGAAGAGGAAAUAUGGACCAGAAGCCGAUAUAUGGAGCAUUGGAGUUAUGUUGUAUAUUCUUCUAUCUGGUGUUCCUCCCUUCUGGGCAGAAUCCGAACAUGGAAUAUUCAAUUCAAUUUUGCGAGGCCACAUUGAUUUCACGACCGAUCCAUGGCCUUCAAUUUCACCACAAGCAAAGGAUCUUGUCCGGAAGAUGCUAAAUUCGGAUCCCAAGCAGAGGUUAACCGCCAUCCAGGUUCUAAGUCAUCCAUGGAUCAAAGAGGAUGGUGAAGCCCCUGAUACACCUCUUGACAAUGCAGUACUAAGCAGGCUCAAACAGUUCAAAGCAAUGAACAAGUUCAAAAAAGUUGCUUUGCGGGUCAUUGCGGGCUGUUUAUCAGAGGAAGAAAUCAUGGGAUUGAAGGAGAUGUUCAGGGGCAUGGAUACUGACAACAGCGGAACAAUAACACUAGAAGAAUUGAAGCAAGGUCUUGCUAAGCAAGGAACGAAGCUAUCUGAAUAUGAAGUUAAACAACUAAUGGAGGCUGCUGAUGCAGACGGAAAUGGAACCAUAGACUACGAUGAGUUCAUCACGGCUACAAUGCAUAUGAACCGAAUGGAUAGAGAAGAGCAUCUGUACCAUGCCUUCCAGCACUUUGAUAAAGACAAUAGCGGUUACAUCACGACUGAAGAACUAGAGCAAGCUCUCCGUGAAUAUGGCAUGCAUGAUGGCAGAGACAUAAAGGAAAUCCUUUCUGAAGUUGACUCUGACAAUGAUGGAAGGAUCAACUAUGAUGAGUUUGUGGCAAUGAUGAGAAAAGGGAACCCUGAAGCAAACCCGAAGAAGCGGCGUGACGUAUUCGUUUGAUUUUGGUGUUGGUUUAAGGAGGGUAAAACAGAGAAGGAGAUCAUUGUGAAUAUUCCCUUAGAAGGCUAAUGAAUGGCGGAGCUGAUGUGAAAAUAUGCAUGCAUGAAAAUUUUUAAUACAAAUUCUUGCAAAG
Durio zibethinus is the source of this 1986-nucleotide messenger RNA. RefSeq names its product calcium-dependent protein kinase 17-like. The record is from RefSeq and is a predicted model, not a curated record. Gene Ontology annotation, molecular function: protein kinase activity; ATP binding; calcium ion binding. Gene Ontology annotation, biological process: protein phosphorylation. Lineage: Eukaryota; Viridiplantae; Streptophyta; Magnoliopsida; Malvales; Malvaceae.